Molecule: messenger RNA, 946 nt
Organism: Colossoma macropomum (tambaqui)
Lineage: Eukaryota; Metazoa; Chordata; Actinopteri; Characiformes; Serrasalmidae
Product: coiled-coil domain-containing protein 18-like
Exons: 1
Coding region: 1-903 (300 amino acids)
Source: RefSeq, a predicted model, not a curated record
AUGCAACACGCGAACAACCAGUGCGAAGAGAAAGAGGCACAAAGUGCCUACACGGUCUCACGGCUGCAGAGCCUGAAGACGGAGUUCCAGAGGGAAAAAGAGGAGCUUCUGGAUGCCUGUGACUCUGUGGAGGAGAUCAGUGACUCCCUGCGGGAAGAGAACAGGGUGCUGAAGCAGAAGGUGAGACACCUGCAGGUGAUCACGGAGGAUCACGAGCAGCUGCUGAAAGAAACCCCGAGCUCGCACGAGGCUCUCCGGCAAGAGAAAGUCUCAGAGCUGGAGCUCAGGGCACAGAAGGAAGAAGUGGAGAAGGAGAACGAGCGCCUGGAGAAUGAACGCGCCUCCCUCACUGACAGCCUGACUCAGUCCAAAGAAGACAGAGAGAGACAUUUAGAAGAAAUACAUGAUAUAAACCGAAAGAGAUCCGGGCUUCAGCGCCGCCUGGCGGAGAAAAGAGCGGCCAUAAAAGAGGCAGAAGAGGAACUUUUGAAGAAGAACUCGCGCAUUGACAAACUGAAGUCAAUAGCAGAGAAUUACGCCGCUCACAUCCAGGCGGACCAGGAGAAAAUAAAGGCUUUGGAGGAGCGCAUUGCUGCCUCGGCUUCUGAGAGAACAGCGCCCUCUAUCGCUGAGGAGAUGGCACCACAUGAGGUGGAGAAGAUGAAGGAGAAGAAGCUGGAGGAGAAGACGAGGAAGAGACGUGGUUUGGCAUGGAGAAACGUGUUGAUCUGCGUGAUGAGCUUUGCUCUGACGCUCCUGUUUCUCCUGUGCUCCGUCGUCUCCACCGUGCCAGCGUGCAGUGAGGCAUCAGGCGUUCAGUGCAGCGAGCUCCUGCAGGAUGCUGUGAGGUCUGUCAUCGAGCCUUACUGCACUCUUACAUUCACUGAACCUCCACCGAUCUAAAGUUCAACACCAAAUGACUCAAUAAAAACAUGCUUAAAGCUGA